Acipenser ruthenus (sterlet) is the source of this 1876-nucleotide messenger RNA. RefSeq lists its product as uncharacterized. Bases 269 to 871 code for a protein of 200 amino acids. Gene Ontology annotation, cellular component: plasma membrane. Gene Ontology annotation, biological process: regulation of T cell activation; signal transduction; T cell homeostasis. The record is from RefSeq and is a predicted model, not a curated record. Gene Ontology annotation, molecular function: kinase binding. The transcript is spliced from 6 exons. NCBI's taxonomy places the organism in Eukaryota, Metazoa, Chordata, Actinopteri, Acipenseriformes, Acipenseridae.
UGUUGGUUUUGCACAGUCUUCAAACUGCAGAUCUGUGCACCGAGCAAGAAAAAAAAACGUGCACCUGCAAGACACCAUCAUUCUGGGGUCUCAGCACUGCAGAGCGGAGGUUCAGCCAGUAAAUAACAUAUCUAUCUAUAUAUACACAUGUAUAUCUAUAUGUAUUGAAAUAUUCAAAACAACUCAUUAAGGAAGGUAUGAGUGGCUAGCCUCCUAUACAAAAAGGUACGGCUAACUUUUUGGAGAGCGUUCGGGACCAGUAUAUGAAAUGGCAACUGGUGUCAAUAACAACUGCACGUUUUGCUGUUCAGGUUACGGAGUUUUCCUGGGAUCCUAUCAGCUGUGGGUAGUGGUAGCUGUGAUUGGCUGUCUUCUAAUCCUGUCUCUGUGUUUGAGCAUCUUGUGCUGUCUCUCCCAGUACACCACAGGGGGCGGCAACACAUUCCUACCUCGGUUUCGUAGGAGUUUCAGUCUGAAGCUGAAGGACAUGGAAGAGAACCCCAUCUACGGCAACAUCAACUACACACAGGGCCGGACUGAAUUCCCUCUGAACAGCUCCAGUACUAAUAGCCAACAACAGCAGAAAACCAAUCCACAGGUGGACUCUAGAAAAAGACAGGACUGUUAUGCCAACCUGCAGCUGAAGGCUCCAAAACCGCAGUCCGGCCGCAGCUCUCCUCAGAUCCAGUACUCUGAUGUAGUGACUCUGCCACGGGUCAAACUGGGCCCAGAGUCCAUCUGGAGCCAGACCCACGAGCCUGCCCACCCAGCAGAAGACACUACCUCCCUCCACUCCGACCUGUACGCCUCAGUGGAGUCCGAGAGGGUCAAAGCCAUCUCCGAGAACAAGGACUACGCCAAUCGCAUCUGAAUAUGGACCACAGCUGGUCAUACACAUCUGAAUAUGGAUCACAGCUGGUCAUACACAUCUGAAUAUGGACCACAGCUGGUCAUAUACACCUGAAUAUGGACCACAGUAGGGUAGACAAUGUAUAUAUUGACCUCAGCCAGUCUUCUCUUAGAUUACAUUCAUCAGUGAGUCUGAGAAGAGGACUGUACCAACCUCAGGUGAAUAUGGAUCAAAGCUACUCAGACACUGUAGAUAUGAACUAAACCAGUCUUCCCUUAUAUUACAAUCUUGUAGUCUGAGACCACAGUUUAUAUACCUGAACUGGAUUUCUUUAAACUGGGCUGAUACUGUAGAUAUGAACUGCCACAAUACAUCUUUUAUAUUAUAUACUGUAAUCUGUGAAGCUGUUUCUUAGAACGAGGGGCUAUGAUGAUUAUGAAUCUCUGAAUGUGAGGUGAAGCCAGACAUAUGCUGGAUUGACUGUAGUCACACAACUCUUAUAUUGACUGACCUGAGAAGAGUUAUCUGUUAUGAGUUUCUAGCUGACUGACAGACUUCAAAGCAAUUUCAUCUUGGUCUGUCUGCCGCGAAUGGAAACAAACAGGACUGAUUUAAAAACCCUUUCAACUGCAGAGGGGGACUGAGGUGUCUUAUAUUACCUGAGCAAAUAAACUGCAGCUCAUUUUACAUUGAGGACCAUACAGAGCAGAUAAUCAUAAUCUCCCGUCCUGAUUUCAAUGUGAAAAAGGAAAAGCUGUUAUCUGACUAUAACCUGAGAAAAUGAAGUAUUAAUUAAUAUGGAAAAAAGAAUACUGUAGAUUGAAAAUGAUAUGAUGUCACCAUACCGGUAUAUAGAGAUUGCCAGAUAUAUUGUACGAUAUACAGACGUGCUCAAAUUUGUUGGUACCCUUACAGCUCAUUGAAAUAAUGCUUCAUUCCUCCUGAAAAGUGAUGAAAUUAAAAGCUAUUUUAUCAUGUAUACUUGCAUGCCUUUGGUAUGUCAUAGAAUAAAGCAAAGAAGCUGUG